Messenger RNA from Spodoptera littoralis (African cotton leafworm), 423 nucleotides. The record is from the annotation of a GenBank genome assembly. Lineage: Eukaryota; Metazoa; Arthropoda; Insecta; Lepidoptera; Noctuidae.
AUGAUGGCUGGAAAAGCAAUGCCAGAAACAGAAGAACAAAACAGAAUAAGGUUUCAAGUUGAACUAGAGUUUGUACAAUGUUUAGCCAACCCUAACUACAUACACUUCUUGGCACAGCGUGGUUAUUUGAAAGAAGCUACAUUCAUUAACUACCUCCGCUACUUGCAAUACUGGCGGGAGCCAGAAUAUGCUCGCUAUCUCAAGUACCCAAUGUGCCUCCACUUCUUAGAGCUGCUGCAACAUGAAGCAUUUAGAAGAGAAUGUGUCUCAGCACAGGUUUGCAAAUUUAUGGAUGAUCAAGCAAUUUUGUUGUGGCAACACUACACACGGCGGCGUACGCGCACGCUACAGCCGCCGGAUGCGCCGGCGCCGCCCGCUCCCCCCGCACCACCACAGCAGGGACCACCCCGACAACAGACAUAG